ACUCUACUUACAUUUUGCUCAUCUACAUCAAUCGGCACAAAGCUGACAUCGAUUUCAAGUGUUUUAAUACCUUCAUUUUGCGUUGCUUUGCUAGAUUAUUAUUAUUUAUAUCAACUUUAUCUUAAAAGUAAUAAAAUGACAAUUGAUCCAGCUAAGUCGAUUCCUGCGUUUUACGCUGGACAAAGUAUAUUUCUAACAGGUCCAACAGGAUUUCUGGGUAAGGUGUUUAUCGAAAAAGUGUUACGAUCUUGUCCAGAUGUUCGCGAAAUAUUUCUGUUGAUGCGUCCGAAAAAGGGAUUAAGUAUCAAUGAAAGGCUCGAAAAAAUAUUAAAUUUACAGUUAUUUGACAAAUUGCGCGAAAAACAACCUUCUAAUUUCAAAAAGUUAAUUCCAAUUUCUGGCGAUGUUAGUGAGAAGGGACUAGGUUUGUCGGCUGUGGACAAACAAAUACUAGUUGAAAGAGUGACUAUAGUAAUUCAUGCAGCGGCGAGUGUCAGAUUUAAUGACACUUUAAAAUAUGCCAUAUUUGUCAAUACUAGAGCAACGAGAGAUAUCUGUAUUUUAGCUCAAGGUAUGAAGAAUUUAAAAGCAUUAGUGUAUGUUAGCACGGCAUUCACCCACGUGAAUAAUUUAUUCACUGAAGAAAAAGCGUACCCGCCAAUAGCUGAUUGGCAGAAAAUGAUAGAUGUGGCCGAGUCAUUGGAUGAGCAUACUCUCAAAGUUUUUACAGCUAAAUGUUUGGAUUACGCACCCAACACGUACAUUUUUUCGAAAAAUCUAGCGGAGAGUAUAAUACAGGAAUAUUCUUCCUUCUUACCUUGCGCGAUUGUGAGACCUCCUAUUGUGACAUCAUCGAUAAAAGAACCAGUGCCAGGAUGGAUAGAUAACACUUAUGGUCCAAUAGGACUUUAUAUUGGUGGCGGAAAAGGUGUAAUACGAGUAGGGUGUUGUAAUAAAUACGUUCAUGAAAAUGUAAUACCAGUAGAUAUUGUCGUCAAAGUUAUGCUAGUCGUAUCUUGGAAGCGUGGAUUAACCAGGUAUGACUAUCA
Molecule: messenger RNA, 1049 nt
Organism: Temnothorax curvispinosus
Lineage: Eukaryota; Metazoa; Arthropoda; Insecta; Hymenoptera; Formicidae
Product: fatty acyl-CoA reductase 1-like
Exons: 5
Biological process (GO): long-chain fatty-acyl-CoA metabolic process
Cellular component (GO): peroxisome
Molecular function (GO): alcohol-forming very long-chain fatty acyl-CoA reductase (NADP+) activity
Source: RefSeq, a predicted model, not a curated record